UGAUCCUCCAUUGCGUCCUCCGGUUAACGCUACCUUACAUUUACGCGGUAUUUAGAUUUUGUCUUGCUUUCAGAAAUGGAUCCUACUCUCUUUCAUGCUUAUUCGAAAAAGCCCGUUGUGCAUUUAUCUUCCUCUUCCUCCUCCUCCUCCUCAUCAUCAUUAGGUGUAGAAUUAAACAAGCAUGAAGUGGAAAUUCUGAAUGGACUUGCAGAUAGAUUAGAUGAUGUAACUAUUGAUGACGAUUCAGAUGAUGCAUUUUUGGAUUCUGAACCUUGUGUGGCUGUGAUAAAGGCGCUUGAGAAAACUAUUCAAGAUUAUAAAGAUAACAAGGUCUUGCCUGAUCUAAUUUUAGAACUUAUUCUGAAGAAUAAGUUAAAUAUUAUGAUACUUGAUUUGUAUAAUUAUAAGAAAGGUUUUGAAAUAUCCUUUUUGAAAUUUGGAUCUGAGGAAGAAAUGUUUCAUGGUGCAUAUUCAUACGGAGUGGGUUUAAUCGAUUACAUCAAAGAUUGUGAAAUACCUUAUGAACUAUUUGAUCAUCUCAGUCAAUAUCAAUUCCAACUCCUCUAUGAUGGAUGUCUUAUAUGUCAGCUCAGAAUACAUUUUGAUCAAGUGGAUAAUAUGCAAUCACAUUUUGUUUUGCUACGGCAUUCUAUUCAGUCUAUUGAUGCAGAAUGUGCUAUGAAUUGUAAGAAUGAUAAAGAUUUGAAUUUUGAUUCUGAAAGAGCAAGACUGAUCCAGAAAUAUUCACCAGAUCUUUACUUGGAUCCCAAUCUUUUUGCAGCAGAGUGUUUUGAGGAUAAUAUAUUGAACGAAUUUCCAUUUCUUUCACCUGAACUCAAACACCAUAUUUAUAAUAAGAAGGCAGAUCUUGAGGAAGGACUUAAAAAGGUGGAAGCAGCAGCAAGCAGAGACGAACUUAAUGGAAGUAAAUGGACGUCUAAAGAAAAAGUAGAUCCAUUUGAAGGAACUAGUAAAGAAACGUAUAAAGGACAAGUAGAUCCUUGUGAAGAAACUAGUAAAGAAACGUAUAAAGGACUAGUAGAUCUUUGUGAAGGAACUAGCCAAGAAGCAUUUGAAGAAACGUCUAAAGAACAAGUAGAUCCAUGUGAAGGAACUAGUGAAGAAACAUGUGAUCGACUGACUGCAUUAAUAAAAAAAUUUGAAGCAUGCGAGUGGAAUGAAUUAAGGGCACCUUCAUCAAACAUAGCAUCUUAUUUAAUAGAGAGAAAAGUGUGUAUUCCUGAUUUGGAACAUUUUCGUUUUUCAGAUAAUGUUGAAAUAGAGAGUUUUGUGUUUGAAUAUACUCCAGUGUCUAACACUGGAACGCUUGAAACCAUCCGUGAAAGACUUUCCGUUUCUGUAAUGAAUACUGAGGAAUAUUAUUAUGUUGCUUAUCAACCUGAUAAUACUGAGGAAUUGCGUUGGUCGCCUAUUGGGAGACGUAACUUAUUGGACUUAUUUAUAGAUGAUGUUGCAAGAGAAAACAUGAUGUUAAAUAAAGGAGAAUUGAAAAUUGUUCAUAUUGGUUUAUUUGAUGACCAUUAUCAUGGAACUAUUGAGUAUUAUACCGAAAAAUUAGAUUUUCCUUCAGUUCAAUUAAUUCUUCACUGGCCUGCUUUUCGGAUGCAUCAGGAAGAAUAUGUGGUUCAGAGAGUUAAAUAUGUGGAAGAGGAAGAGGAUUUGUAUGGUUCUGAUGAUUCUGUUUUUGAAAGAAACUAGAAAAUUUUGAUUUUGUAAAAAUUUUGCAAUUUUAAUUGUAUUUUUACUUUUUUAAAUAAACUUCUUG
Messenger RNA from Argiope bruennichi, 1786 nucleotides. RefSeq lists its product as uncharacterized. The record is from RefSeq and is a predicted model, not a curated record. The transcript has 13 exons. NCBI's taxonomy places the organism in Eukaryota, Metazoa, Arthropoda, Arachnida, Araneae, Araneidae. The coding region runs from base 76 to 1719 and encodes 547 amino acids.